Molecule: messenger RNA, 1458 nt
Organism: Chaetomium fimeti
Lineage: Eukaryota; Fungi; Ascomycota; Sordariomycetes; Sordariales; Chaetomiaceae
Exons: 3
Coding region: 1-1317 (438 amino acids)
Source: RefSeq, a predicted model, not a curated record
AUGGACCAGACCGGCGAGUUGGCUGCCGAAAACGAGGAUGACGGAGAUGUCAGAUUAUUCAACGACGUCUAUUGGAGUUCGGUGGUGCCCCGGGCCACGGACGAUACACGAUGGUUUCCAUUUCGCCGCCUCCCUCCCGAGCUACGCCUACACAUUUGGUGGCUGUUCCUCCAGAAACACCGCAUGAUCGAAUUGAAUAUUUUCGGAGACAGGGAUAGUCCCUACAACAACGCCUACGCGGACCGCAACCAUCUAAACAAGGUGGUUAGCGGCCGGGCUUACAGAGUCGAAAUCCACGGCCGGGGCUACGCCGUCUCGCUCAGCCCAUUACUUUGGGUCAACAGCGAGUCAAGGCAAGCUACUCUAGGCUACUACCGGGUUCACCUGCCCUUCCCUGGGCCCGGCGGCGACAGAGUGCUUUACCUGAACCCGGAACACGACGUGCUGGACCUCGGCGGUUCAUGUCACCCACACAUACUACCAGACUUUGUGUACGAUGUCCGAGCCUAUGACCCGCAAGACCGGGGGAUCACCCACCUCGCUAUACGGGAAAUGUGUUUCGCUCACUAUCCCGAAGACCCCAGUCGUCCCUAUCCAUAUUUGAACCCUACCCACCUCCAUCCUGCUGCGGCAGAAGCGUUUGCCGACGCCCUCCGCAGCACGCUCCGUUCCGUCCUUUGUGUGAUCAAAUUUCGGAGUUGUAUGAGGGGCACAGGGCAGCCACCUCCGGGAAUGGCCCCCUAUCAUUUCGCCCAAACACUCCCGCUCCGUCGACGCGGCGUUCCGGUCGGGUCUCUUUCCUGGUUCGAGACUGAUCCGCGGUGGGGUGUCGAGUUUGAUCUCGGCACCCUCAUACUCGGCACCGACGCGGAGCGUGUCGGGGGCGACUGGGAAAGGCUUGAAAAGGCAUUCGGGGUUCACAGCCGGCCGAAGGAUAGCCGAUUUCGUUUCUACAUCUGUCCCGCGCUGAACUGGCCGCGCCAGUCUGGGGUAGCGGGAAGGGAAAAGCCGCUGCUGGCAAGCUCGAGAGAAGGGCUGGCGCAGCAUCUGCGUGAAGAGGAUGCCGACUGGCUGUCCACUCGGCAACACCUUUGGGACCUCUAUAAGAAACACCUCCCGGGCCGGAGUAUGAUGGCUAAGCACGGCCCGAUCGUGGACGCCGCAACGUCCCAGAGGAUGGAAAGCGUGCCCAGCACCGCCAUCGGUCUGUGGCUGUUCCCACCUGAGGCGUUUAAAGAGCGGAUCCUCCGCUUCCGGCCUUAUCAUAUCUUCAACGUCCCGCCUGUUCGCCCCGGCUUGUUCCUAUUUGAUGUUUAGAACCUCUCGAUGGUUGGACUACUACCUGACGGGAACGAACUUGACUAUUGUUACUAUUCGGUACCGGCGACCUCUGGAAAGAUCAACAUCGGUUCUAGCUAUCGGGUUCAUGUCUCUGGUUAAGCAGGGCACUUGUUCACG